Messenger RNA from Phragmites australis (common reed), 4025 nucleotides. Its product is annotated as disease resistance protein RGA5-like. Gene Ontology annotation, molecular function: ADP binding. Gene Ontology annotation, biological process: defense response to other organism. NCBI's taxonomy places the organism in Eukaryota, Viridiplantae, Streptophyta, Magnoliopsida, Poales, Poaceae. Bases 666 to 3587 code for a protein of 973 amino acids. The transcript is spliced from 4 exons. The record is from RefSeq and is a predicted model, not a curated record.
AGUAGUCUAGCAACCUACUACCACCACGACUCGCUCGUCUUCCCGCGAGGCGAGUGGCAAUGGCGAGCGGCAUCCACGCGAAGAGGAGGAAGCGGCGGGGCUCGGCUCCACGCCGGCGCGCGGGCGAGUGCAGCGGCCGGGUCAGUUUCGUCUGCUCCCCUUCCCAAAUUCCCAACCAAUCCCAACACCCCCAACACUCAAUCAGACGCGGGUUUGAUUUUUCUUCCUGCCCCACAUUUCGCGCCGCCACGUACCCGCGUUGACCCAACGGUGACCAAGAUUUGGUUGGGUUUCUUCUUCCUUCUCUCCGCCUCUUGGCGCGCCUCCUCCUCCAAAUCCCUUUCGCUGCGCGGCGCGGAAGAAGACGGAAGGCGGCGGCGGAGCGGGUUCCGUUCUUGGCCACGGCGUCAGGAAGCGUUCUGCAAUCGCAGUAAGCGUCAAGCAGAUUGUUGAAAAAGGGGGUUCUCUGUUUCUGAUGAGAGUACUUCGAUAUUUGCAGACCCGUCGAAGUAUGCAAUUUUUAUUGAUAAGAUGCAAAUUACUGCCAGCGUCAAGCAAGUUUGUUUGCAGAAAGCAGUUAAUUGGCACCUCGUUUGUUCUUGCUUGAUGUAGCAACAAACGAUUGCUUGGCGCUUCAUUGAUUCUGCGCGAGAAAAGGGCAAGAGAUGGAUGGGAAUGGGAUCAUGGCGAGCGCCGUGACAGGGGUGAUGAAUUCUCUCCUCACCAAGCUCGCUGCGCUGCUGGGAGAAGACUACCAGAUGCAGAAGGGAAUGAGGCGUGAGAUAGCCUUCCUGAAGGAUGAGCUGAGCAGCAUGAACUCUCUCCUCGAGAGGCUGGCCGACACGGAGGCGCUCGACCCACAGACGAGGGAGUGGAGGAACCAGGUGAGGGAGAUGACCUACGACAUUGAGGAUUGUGUUGACGAAUACAUGCGCCAACUACGCCAUGAGCCACAGAGGCCUAGUGGAGUCAUGGGAUUCUUCCUAGGCUAUGUGCAGAAAGUGAAGGAGCUUGUUACACGCCAUGAGAUCGCUGAGCAGAUUCAAGAGCUUAAGGCUCGCAUUGUUGAGGCAAACCAUAGAAGGAAGAGGUACAAGCUUGACUCUGCAGUAAAUUCUGGUAGAACCAGCAUGGUUCCUGUUGACCGUCGGUUGCCAGCACUCUAUGCGGAGUUGGGGGACCUUGUCGGUAUCAAUGGUCUGAUAAAUGAGCUCAUCAAGUUAGUGGAUGAUCGGGAGCAGAUGGUGAAGGUGGUGUCAAUUGUGGGGUGUGGAGGAUUAGGAAAGACUACACUUGCUAAUCAGGUUUACAGAAAAAUUGCCAAGCAAUUUGAUUGCCAAGCUUUUGUGUCGUUGUCCCAAAAUCCUGACAUGGGGAUGAUCUUUCGGUCCAUAGUAUCGCAAGUCAAGAAGGAUGAGUGUGACAGCACCAGCUCAUGUGAUAAGGAACAGCUCAUCAAUGAACUGAGGGAUUUCUUAAAAGACAAGAGGUAUUUUAUUGUAAUUGAUGACAUAUGGAGCACCCAAGCAUGGAAGAUAGUUAAAUGUGCUUUGCUUGAGAAUACUUGUGGCAGUAGAAUAAUAGUGACAACAAGAAUUGGUACUGUUGCCAAGUUAUGUUCCUCCCCUCGCCACGAUCUUGUAUAUGAUUUAAGCAUGCUAAGUGAAGAUGACUCUAAAAGCCUAUUCUUCAGAAGAAUUUUUGGCUCUGAGGAUAAAUGCCCUCACCAACUGAAAGAGGUUUCAAUUGGAAUAGUUAGGAAGUGUGGUGGUUUACCAUUGGCAAUCAUUACUAUGGCUAGUUUGUUGACUACUAAAUCAUACGCGAGGACUGAGUGGGUAGAGGUUUGCAAUUCAAUUGGUUCAGGACUCGAAAAAAAUUGGGAUGUGGAGGAAAUGAACAUGAUAUUAUCUCUGAGUUAUAAUCAUCUUCCUCGUCAUUUAAAGACUUGUUUGUUGUAUUUAAGUAUGUUUCCAGAAGAUUAUGUGAUCAAUAGGGAUUAUUUGGUAAGAAGGUGGGUAGGAGAAGGAUUCAUCAACUUGCAUGGUGGACGAAGUUUAGAGGAUGAAGGGGAAUGCUACUUUAAUGAACUUAUAAACAGAAGCUUGAUCCAACCAGUAGAUUUCCAGUAUGAUGGUAGAGUAUAUGCAUGUCGGGUGCAUGAUAUGAUUCUUGAUCUCAUUGUAUGCAAGGCAGUUGAAGAAAAUUUUGUCACUGUCCUUACUGACAGAAAACAAAUGUUGGUCUCACAAGACAAGGUUCAUCGACUCUCACUAGGCCACCAUGGUCAAGAAAAUGUGAUAGCAUAUUCCAUGGUUCCCACUCAUGUUCGAACUCUGAACAUAUUUAGAUACUCUGAACAAAUGCCUCUUUCAGACUUUCGGGCCCUGAGAGUGCUUGAUCUAGAUGGUAAUGAGAAUUUGGAAAACAGUUAUCUUGAAGAUAUAGGGAAGUUAUUUCAUUUGAGAUACCUAAGGAUUAAAGCAAGUAAUAUCACACUUCCAGAACAGAUAGGAGAGCUGCGGUUUUUGGUAAUACUCGAUCUUCUAAACUGUCCUGGUCUAAGUGAACUUCCUGCAAGUAUUGUUAAACUUAGGCAUUUGAAAUGGUUAAUUGCUCCUCCUGUGAACUUGCCAGAUGGAGUUGGGAACAUGCAAGCUCUAGAGUUUCUUUCACUUAUAGUUGUGGACUACACUACCUCAAUAACCUUGUUACAAGAGCUGGGCAGCUUGACCAAAUUGAGAACUCUUGGAUUGGAUUGGCGCAUCAGUGCCCUGCACAGGGAUAGAAAAACAUAUGCGGAUAAUUUUGUUUCGUCGCUUGACAUACUUGGCAGGUCCAACCUUCAAUAUUUAACACUCAUCAGUCCCUGGUCACUAGACUUCUUGUUGGAUUCUUGGUCCCCACCGCCUCACCUCCUUCAGGAAUUAGGGAUCAAAGGAUGGUAUCUCAGUAACAUUCCAGUAUGGAUGGCCUCACUGGCCAACCUCUCCUACCUUGAUAUUGAGGUUAAAAUGAGACAGGAAACACUCCAGAUCCUCGGGGAUUUCCCUGCCUUACAAUUCCUGAAGUUAUGCUCAAACCCAGCAGGCCCCGUAGAAAGGUGCCUUGUCGUCAGCAACAAUGGAUUCCAAUGUCUGAAGAAGUUUAGCUUUGUCGGUUGGGUAAAUCUGAUGUUUGAAGAACGAGCCAUGCCAAUGCUUGAAACCCUUGAAUUUCAAAUCAUAGCACAUGCGGUACAAACUGCAUGCGGAAUUGGACCCCCCGAUCUCGGCAUCUGCCACCUCUCCGCCCUCAGGAACCUCGUUGUCAAUGUUCACUGUGAAGGUGCAAGGAUUGAAGAGGUGGAGGCGUUAGAGGCUGCUAUCCGAAUUGGAACCAGCAUGCUUCCUAACCAUCCUAAACAUGCUUUACACAGAUUUGGUGUUGCAGAGAUGGUAACAAAUGAUGCAGGAAUAGAGAAGCAGGGCCACGAGGAGGACAAGAAGCACCUUUCUGCCCCGGCCUGGUUCUUCAACAUGUCAGGGCCACGAGGAGGUCGAGAAACAACUUUGAACCCCGGCCUAGUUCUUCUUGAAGACGUCUAAUUAAGAUAUUGAAAUGAGGUCAAUAAUCAGGACAGCAGGAAGAUCCAACCUGAACUCGGACUGGUUUGUUCAAUCAGAAUUGGAGUGCAAGACUUCAUUCUGAAAUCUCAUUGGUUUGUCGGAAGAACCCUUGUGGGGGUGGCAUUACCCAGCAAGUCCUGUUAUAUCACAUCAAUAUUGUUGCAACGCAAACAGUCUUUUUUAUCUAGUGCUUAUAUGAUCAUAAAUUUUUGUAUAGAGUUCUGCAUGUUCACAUGUUCCAACAUGCAGGACAUCACAGAAUUAUUUGCGAAUGUUUUGAAGUGCACAGCCGUUGGGCUAGCAUUCCAUUAAGCUUGGGCUGUUUUAGAACUUGCUCCAUAGAUUUGCUUGGGCUGACCUAGCAUUGUUUUUUGUUCCUGGAAAAAAAAUGAAGUUUAUAUAAUUAGUUAAGCAUUA